This is a messenger RNA of Sparassis crispa, 969 nucleotides long. RefSeq lists its product as hypothetical. The transcript has 4 exons. Gene Ontology annotation, cellular component: nucleus. Gene Ontology annotation, molecular function: protein binding. Lineage: Eukaryota; Fungi; Basidiomycota; Agaricomycetes; Polyporales; Sparassidaceae. The record is from RefSeq and is a predicted model, not a curated record. The coding region runs from base 1 to 969 and encodes 322 amino acids.
AUGGCUUCCCAGAUGACAUUGUCCGUGCGUGGCUGUGCACACUCGGUGUGGAAGAACAUCACUUCACGAUACAGAGUGGUGCGUCUCAUCCCGCUGAGCUCACCAUUCAUCCCUACUGCUGCCCCAUCACGUAAUGCCAUCCCAGUGAUCAUCAUCCAAGUUCCUCGGGGUGUGCCAUUGAUGAACUUUUCGUGGAAUGAGAAGGCACCGAGCCUGGUGGUGACCUCGUCGAUCGACACAAUAUGCACAGCGUGGAACAUCGACACCUCAGUGGCGAUCACCCAGCUCAUCAUGCACGAUUGCGAGGUGUACGACGUCAUGUGGCUGUCAGGGGCAACAGACAUUUUUGUGUCCAUCGGCAUGGAUGGGAGCCUUCACAUGUUUGACCUGCACAGUCUGGAGCAUUUGACAAUCCUGUAUGAGACUCCAGCACCGAAGAAUGUGCAACCGCCGCCCACGUCACCAUCUGCAUCUAUGCGCCCGCUGACAUCGCCACUGCUGCAGAUCGCAUUCAACCUGAAUGACUCGAAUUACAUGUCAACAUUCCACAUGGAUGGUGUGAACAUGCAGAUCCUGAACAUGAGGAGCCUGGGAUCACCUGUGAUGGAGCUGCGAGGACACUGCACACAGGUGAAUGCCCUUGGCUGUUGUACACAGUUGACGCCGCUCACCGACUGUUCUGGUGCAGGUAAUGACUGCCAGCUGCUGCUGUGGGACCUGUCAUCUUACACGCAAUUACUGUCGACCUCUCCACGGACUACGAGCACAUCUUCAACAUCAGCAGGAGCUGGAGCAAUGUGUGCCCCCUCUCAUCUACCCUCAGUGAACAAUCUGGCCAUCCUCUUCCUCGUGCCACUCAUGUUCAACCUCAUGCUCGAGAAGGACCUGCAUGUGAACUGGCUCAUGUGUUACGCGGCAGCAAAACACGAGCGUCUAGUCGAGUCGUUACGAGACAAGGUCUUAGUCUAA